Galeopterus variegatus (Sunda flying lemur) is the source of this 1614-nucleotide messenger RNA. It is a transcript of the gene BAIAP2L2, whose product is annotated as BAI1-associated protein 2-like 2. Gene Ontology annotation, cellular component: cytosol; nucleoplasm. Lineage: Eukaryota; Metazoa; Chordata; Mammalia; Dermoptera; Cynocephalidae. The record is from RefSeq and is a predicted model, not a curated record. Gene Ontology annotation, biological process: actin filament bundle assembly; positive regulation of actin filament polymerization; plasma membrane organization. The transcript has 13 exons. The coding region runs from base 1 to 1212 and encodes 403 amino acids.
AUGGCCCCCGAGAUGGACCAGUUCUACAGGUCCACCAUGGCCAUCUACAAGAGCAUCAUGGAGCAGUUUAACCCCGCCCUGGAGAAUCUUGUGUACCUGGGGAACAACUACCUCCGGGCCUUCCACGCUCUGUCUGAGGCAGCUGAGGUAUACUUCAACGCCAUCCAGAAGAUUGGUGAGCAGGCCCUGCAGAGUUCCACCUCGCAGAUUCUGGGGGAGAUCUUGGUGCAGAUGUCGGACACCCAGCGGCACUUGAACUCUGACCUGGAGGUGGUGGUGCAGACAUUCCAUGGAGACCUGCUACAGCACAUGGAGAAGAACACCAAGCUGGACAUGCAGUUCAUUAAAGACAGCCGCCAGCACUAUGAGAUCGAGUACCGCCAACGAGCCGCCAACCUGGAGAAGUGCAUGUCCGAGUUGUGGCGUAUGGAGCGCAAGAGGGACAAGAAUGCGCGGGAGAUGAAGGAGAGUGUGAACCGGCUACAUGCACAGAUGCAGGCCUUCGUGUCUGAGAGUCAGAGGGCAGCUGAACUGGAAGAGAAGCGACGCUAUCGCUUCCUGGCAGAGAAGCACCUGCUGCUUUCCAACACCUUCCUGCAGUUCUUCAGCCGGGCCCGGGGGAUGCUGCAGACCCGCGUGCUGCUGUGGAAGGAGCAGUCGGAGGCCAGCCGCAGCCCGUCGCGCGCCCACUCCCCGGGCCUGCUGGGCCCCGUGCUGGGGCCGCCCUACCCCUCGGGCCGCCUGACGCCCACCCGCCUGGACAUGCGGAGGAGUGGCUGGUUCCCCGAGGCCUAUGUGAAACCUUUGGAGGAAGUGCCCAUGAACCCGUUCAACCCCAUGACCUCCAUGAACCCCAUGAACCCUAUGAACGAGCUACCUUCCAGGUCCUACCCACUCCGGGGCAGCCACAGCCUUGAUGACCUCCUGGACCGGCCAGGCAACUCCACAAUGUCCUCGGAGUACUGGGACGGCCAGCCCCGCUCCCGUACCCCGAGUCGGGUCCCGAGCCGCGCCCCCAGCCCUGCACCUACACCCUUGUCUGGCAGCCGUCGAAGCAGCAUGGGCAGUAUGGGGGUGGCCAGUGAUGUCAAGAAACUUAUGUCCUGGGAGCAGCAUCCCCCAGAGCUCUUCCCACGGGGCACGAAUCCCUUUGCCACUGUAAAGCUGCGUCCCACCGUCACCAACGACCGCUCAGCACCCCUCAUCCGCUGAGGCCCCUUCCUCCACCAGGGGUCUGAGGUCGUACCCCCGUACGCCUGCCCAGGGGCUGUUCAGAGCCGGCGGUGGCAGCAGCAGCAGCAGGUCCAAGAGUUUGGGGCCCUGCUGGCAGGGUGGCUGCCCUUCCCCAGACCGCCCCGCAGCCUGAGCAUCUCCAAGGGCACUGGUCUGGGGUCUGGGGCCUUCCAAGUAAAGCAGGCAGAACUGGGGGACAGAACCAUUUCUUCCCUUCCAGGGCCCAGGACUCUCCCUGGGGGGGCCUACUUCUUGCCCCCCAACCUCUUUCCCCCUUCUCCACCCCAGUGGGGAGGAGCCCCUUGUACCACCCAUCCUCCCCCACCCCAUUUAACUUUUGUAAACGAUAAGAAAUAAAGGACGUGGACACAGAAGUAGGAA